AUCCGCCUCCUUCUUCUCUUACCAGGCGAUCGGGAUUCUACGAUUCAAUGCAGUCUAUCGGUUUCGACCAUGGGUAACAGUUUGGGGGCUUAUGAAGCAUUAUCUUAUGUCUGGGGUUCACCCGCUACUACAGACACCGUCAUCCUUGAUGGUCGACCUGUACUUGUUACUCCAAACCUUCAAUACGCAUUACGAUGCCUCCGUUACAAGACAUCAUCUAGACUCUUGUGGGUCGAUGCGCUCUGCAUCGAUCAAAAGAGUACGGAGGAGAAGAGCGUCCAAGUCCCGCGUAUGUGGGCGGUCUUUACCUUUUGUCGGAGGGCUCUGAUAUUCCUGGGCGAUGAAUCAGAUGACAGCGGCCGAGCGCUGCAUCUCUUACACAUGAUCUCGCAACUUCAGCCAACGGAUCUCGAUACAAUGGCGAAAAUGGUGGGUGAUCGUAGUCUGGCUUCAUCUUGGAACGCCCUCUCGAAACUGGCGCAACGACCGUGGUGGGGCCGCGCAUGGAUUAUCCAGGAGUAUGCUGUUGCAACGAACAUCCAUUUCCUAUGUGGC
Bipolaris maydis ATCC 48331 is the source of this 555-nucleotide messenger RNA. RefSeq names its product heterokaryon incompatibility protein-domain-containing protein. The record is from RefSeq and is a predicted model, not a curated record. NCBI's taxonomy places the organism in Eukaryota, Fungi, Ascomycota, Dothideomycetes, Pleosporales, Pleosporaceae.